GCUCGCUCUUGCUACAUAUCGAUCUCUAGCUACUGAAACCAAUUAUUGCUUUUGCUUCACAAGCUAGCUCUCUCCAUACCUACCGCAUCUGUGUUUUCCUUGCGUUGUGUUUUGGAGCUCCAGGCGCACCCAUGGCGGAGGUACUGGCCACCAUGGUGGUCGGGCCGCUGGUGUCCAUGGUGAAGGACAAGGCCUCCAGCUACCUCCUGGACCAGUACAAGGUGAUGGAGGGAAUGGAGGAGCAGCACAAGCUUCUCAAGCGCAAGCUGCCGGCCAUCCUGGACGUCAUCACCGACGCCGAGGAGCAGGCAGCAGCGAAGAGAGAAGGGGCGAAAGUUUGGCUCGAGGAGGUCCGCAAGGUUGCCUACCAGGCGAAUGAUGUCCUAGACGGAUUCAAGUACGAGGCGCUGCGCCGCAAAGCCAAGAAGGAGGGGCACUACAAGGCACUCGGCAUGGAUGUAAUAAAGCUCUUCCCUUCUCACAACCGUAUUGUUUUCCGUCACAAAAUGGCAAACAAGCUCCGUAUGAUCUUGCAAGAAAUUGAUGUCCUCAUCGCAGAGAUGAAUGCAUUUAGGUUCAAAUUCAAACCAGGGACACCAGAGCCCACAAAUUAUUUGAGGCAGAGUAAUUCUGAUAUCAUCGACCCAACAAAUAUUGUCAGCAGAUCGAGAGAUGAUGAGAAGAAGGCGGUUGUUUGUACAUUGCUUGCUCAAGUCGGCAAUGAGAAUCUCACGGUCCUUCCAAUCGUUGGAAUGGGGGGAUUGGGCAAGACCACCUUGGCACAGCUCAUUUACAAUGACCCUGAAAUCAGGAAGCAUUUCGAGUUACGGCUUUGGGUGUGUGUCUCUGAUAACUUUGAUGUGGAUUCCCUCGCUGAUAGAAUAGUGAAAGAGAAUGGUUGUAAAACAAAAGGAAGUUCAGCACUGGAGAAGCUUCAAAACGCAGUGAGUGGGAAGAGGUACCUCCUCGUAUUGGAUGAUGUCUGGAACCAUGAUGAGCACAAGUGGGAAAGGCUGAAGUCCUACCUUCAACAUGGUGGUAGAGGUAGCUCACUGCUAACAACAACCCGUGAUGACAAAGUUGCUCAGCUAAUGGGUACAACAGAAGCCAACAAUCUCAAGAGCUUGGAUGAAAUCUACAUAAAGGAAAUUAUUGAGACAAAAGCAUUCGGUUCAAAACAAGUAGAGCAAAGGCCUCGUGAACUAGUUGAAAUGGUUGGUGACAUAGUGAAGAGAUGUUCUGGCUCUCCUUUGGCUGCCACAGCUUUGGGCUCUGUACUACGUACCAAGACCAGCAAGCAAGAAUGGGAAGGUAUACUAAAUAGAAGCAUGAUUUGUGAUGAGGAAAAUGGAAUUUUACCAGUACUUAAACUCAGUUACAAUUGCUUGCCGUCAUAUAUGCGGCAAUGCUUUGCUUUUUGUGCUAUGUUUCCACAGGAUUAUGAGAUUGAUGUGCAAAGUCUAAUCCACCUAUGGAUGGCCAAUGGUUUUAUCCCAGAGCAACCAGGAGUGUGUCAUGAAACCAUUGGAGAAAAAAUUUUCAAUGAGCUGAAGUCGAGGUCGUUUUUUCAGGAUUUGAAAAGCGUCCCAUUUGACAAAAGAAUUUCUACUUCUGCAAGGAGUACGAACAUGUAUUGUUCUAGAAUUACUUGUAAGAUCCACGACCUUAUGCAUGAUGUUGCAGAAUCUGCUAUGGGAAAAGAAUGUGCUGCAAUAACUACACGCCCGAGCCAAAGUGAGGGUGCUCUUCAUUCAACUCGUCAUUUGUAUUUAUCAGUCAAUCGACCAGAAAAUCAUCUGAAUGCUUCCCCAGAGAAAGGAUCUCCAGCUUUCCAAACAUUGAUAUGUGAUGGAUAUGUAAAAGAAGAUAUGAAGAUCUUAUCAAAAUACAACUCUAUUAGAGCAUUAAAGAUCGAUCGGGGCUCAUUCCUAAGGCCGAAAUAUCUUCAUCACCUGAGGUAUCUUGAUCUCUCAGGAAGUGAUAUUGAAGCACUUCCUGAAGACAUCAGCAUCCUGUAUCAUCUGCAAACACUCAACCUUUCUGAUUGCCGUGUUCUUCAGCGACUUCCAAAGGAACUGAAGUAUUUGACUUCCCUCCGUCACCUCUACACUCACAAAUGUCCAAAGUUGAAAAGCAUGCCCGCAGAGCUCGGACACCUCUCUUGCCUGCAGACACUCACAUGCUUUGUUGUAGGUACUGACACCAGUUGCAGUAAUGUGAGAGAGCUGCAGAAUUUGGACCUUGGUGGUAGACUAGAGCUAAGACAGCUCGAAAAUGUCGCAAGAGCAGAUGUUGUAGAAGCAGCAGGACUUGGAAAUAAGAAAAAACUGACCGAACUGGAGUUAGUAUGGACUGAUAAUGACCAGCAGGCACAGAAUAAUAAUCAUAAAGAGGUGGUGCUAGGUCUCAAACCUCAUGAUGGGCUGAAGGCCCUAAGGAUAUAUUCAUGUGGGAGUAGUACUUUUCCAUCAUGGAUGAAUAUGUUGAAUGGCAUGGUGGAGUUUACGUUAUGUAGUUGCGAAAAGCUCGAGAAGCUUCCUGCACUCUGGCAGUUACCAGUUCUGGAAAUUCUUCAGCUGGAAGAAUUGCCGAGUUUACAUUGUUUGUGCAGCGGUGGUACUACACCUGUCACAUUUCCGAAACUGAGGGUGCUUACCUUGUUUAAGAUGGAAAAAUUUGAGGCAUGGUGGGACACAGAUGUGGUGCAAGGAGAAGAGCUGAUAUUUCCCAAGGUUGAGGAGCUGGAUAUCUUUUGGUGUGGAGGUUUGACUGCAUUACCAAAAGCAGUGCCAGUGAUUACGGAAUCAUCUGGCGGAGUUAACACUAAGUGCCGCUCCGCAUUUCCAGAACUGAGAAAAAUGAUGUUAAAUGAUUUGAAUAUGUUUGACAGGUGGGAGGCAGUCGAAGGAAAUCUAGGAGAAGGGGUAACAUUUCCUCGGCUCGAGGAACUGUACAUCAGCCAUUGUGCAAGCCUCAGUGCACUACCAAAAGGGUCGUUAUUGGUUAAACAAUCAUUUGGCGGAGCUGAAACUGUGUGCCCCCGCUCUGCAUUUCCAGCACUAAGGAAACUAGACUUAGAUGAUUUGUCGGCCCUUGAGAGGUGGGGGGCAGCCGAAGGAACUCCGGGAGAAGAGGUAACAUUUCCUGUGCUGGAGAAGUUGGGCAUUGAUGACUGCCCGAAGCUGACUGAUCUACCUGAAGCGCCGAAGCUAAGUGAAUUAGGCAUACGAGGACGUGAUCAACAUAUGUCCCUACAGGCAGCUAGCAGAUACAUUCCUUCACUGUCCAUUCUGCGUCUGGACGUGUCACCCGAUGACGCGGAAACAACAUUGCUGCAUGUCAAGCAGAAAUGGAAUCAUAAACUCCCCUUGGCAACUAUGUCGUUAGGUAGGUGCGACCUUCUGUUCUCAUCCCACUCAAUUUGGGCAAGUUUUGCACGGCUAGUAGAUUUGACAAUUUGGGAUUGCGACGCUCUUGUCUACUGGCCAGAAAACGUGUUCCAGGUCCUGGUAUCCCUGAGGGAGUUAUCGAUUGGGAGAUGCAGCAAACUGACAGGACGCACACAAGCUUCUGGCGAGCAAUCUGCUCCAGGACGGGAUGGACUCCUGCCGCAUCUGGAGUCUCUAUUCAUAAAAGAUUGCGCAUCUUUGGUAGAGGUCCCCAACCUGCCGGCAUCUCUCAAGGGAUUAGUGAUUUACUGCUGCAGUGAUAAUGUCAAGUCCAUCGUAUUCGGUCAGCAGGAGGACACAAGGUUGGCGAGGGGAGAAGGUGUUGUACAGCUGGACACAUCAUCAUCAAUUCCAGGGUCCAGCAGUCGUGAGGCCACAACGUCUACAGCUGUACUGAAGCUGUCAUCAGCAGCCAACCAUCGCUUCUUUCCAUGCCUAGAAUAUCUGAACCUUGUGUACUGCCGUGGUUUGUCUGAGGUUGCCAAUCUUCCUCCGUCUAUCAAGACCUUGUUCAUUGCUGACUGCGGCAAUCUUCAAUCCUUAUCAGGACAGCUAGGUGACAUCCAAAAAUUAACUAUUCACUCAUGCAGUCUGUUGGAAUCACUGGAUUCUUGCUUAGGAGAGCUCCGGUCGCUGGAAGAACUCGAGCUUUAUGAUUGCAAAAGCCUGGUAUCCUUACCGGAUGGGCCUCAAGCAUACUCAUCCCUUAGAUUUCUUGGGAUUAAACAUUGUGAUGGUGUGAAGUCGCUCCCGCCGAGCCUACAGAGCCUCUUGGGUUGCCUCGAGCUGGGAAUUCUAGAUGCCCGUUAUGAAGAACCGAAGACCCGGAAAUGUGCAAUGAGGAGCCUGGCGUGCUUGAAAUAGGAGAUUGAGAACCCGACGAAAGUUCUCACAAGGAUCGAAUUACCAGACCUGCAAAUCAUGGAUUAUUGUGACCAUGCGUAUAACAUGCACUUUUCUGAAGAUGAUCUCCAGUGAACUCAAGCGGAAAUCCAUGACUUUAAGCAGAUAACAAGUCCCGGAUCAUAAGCUGAAGAAUUUAGCAUAUAUAGCUCCAUGCUCCAGUACGUCCUUUAUCAUCCUUCUUCAAGCCGAAGUGCUUGAUUUUGAGCAGAAGACAAAGUCCCAGACUGCAAGCUGAAGAAUUUGUAGCAUUUGGAGCUCCAUGCUCCAGCUUUUUAUCCUUUUUUUUUUCUGUUUUAAACUAUGACGUGUUUGAGCUCGUUUCUGCUCCAGCACCAGCGAAACAGAACUAGCGCUUCAUUUUAUGAUGUGUUUUUCUGCAUGACCGCAGAAGGUACUUGCCAUAGAAUGGUCAACAGUCCGACAUACUCCUGUUGUUCGACAUGCUGCUUGAUAUGAACUCAAUAGCGUGAGGGUGGGUCCUGCAAGGCUUUGGAUUGCA
Molecule: messenger RNA, 4854 nt
Organism: Panicum virgatum (switchgrass)
Lineage: Eukaryota; Viridiplantae; Streptophyta; Magnoliopsida; Poales; Poaceae
Product: putative disease resistance protein RGA4
Exons: 3
Coding region: 132-4313 (1393 amino acids)
Biological process (GO): defense response to other organism
Molecular function (GO): ADP binding
Source: RefSeq, a predicted model, not a curated record